This is a messenger RNA of Rhinolophus ferrumequinum (greater horseshoe bat), 2424 nucleotides long. RefSeq names its product early growth response 4 (gene EGR4). The record is from RefSeq and is a predicted model, not a curated record. Gene Ontology annotation, molecular function: DNA-binding transcription factor activity, RNA polymerase II-specific; RNA polymerase II cis-regulatory region sequence-specific DNA binding. Gene Ontology annotation, biological process: regulation of transcription by RNA polymerase II. The transcript has 2 exons. NCBI's taxonomy places the organism in Eukaryota, Metazoa, Chordata, Mammalia, Chiroptera, Rhinolophidae. The coding region runs from base 448 to 1896 and encodes 482 amino acids.
CGGGGAGCGCGCGCACGCAGCGGCGCGAGCUCGGCGGCGGCGGCAACAGCGACGUCACAGCCCGAGCUUUCCUUUUCGGGAGUCCCCGGCACACAUCCUGUGUCCAUGUUUGGGCAUUUACGUCACGGCGGCAGGGCCGGGGCCUCCCGAAAUGGCAGUGGCCCCGGGAGUCGGAAGCCCUGAGCCAGCGCAGCCGCUGCUAUAUAAGUGGGAGGGCCGCAGGUUGGGGGAGCCCGGCUGAGCUUUGGAGAGGCGAGGAGCAGCCGCCGGAGGCCGGUCCCAGCAAGCAAGGGCGCCUCGGCCCCCCCAACCCACAUCCCAGAGGUGAGCUCCCGGGUGCCUGAGUUUGCAAGGCGCAGGGUGCCCCGACUGCCGGCCUCCCCGCCAUCCGCGCGCCCCCAACCCCAGCGGGCGAGGCCCCGGGCGCCACGCAGUCACCGCCGCGCCAUGCUCCACCUUAGCGAGUUUUCCGGCCCCGACGCGCUCAUGGCCAAGUCUGCCGAAGGCUGUUGCUCGGAACCCAGCACCGAAGUGUCCCGGCUACCCGCCAGGGACGCGCCCGCGGCCGUUGGCUAUCCCGGAGCAGGAGACUUCUUGAGCUGGGCAUUGAGCAGCUGCGGCGCUGGGGGUGACUUAGCCGACUCCUGCUUCCUGGAGGGGCCUGCGCCCACGCCCCCUUCCGGCCUCAGCUACAGCGGUAGCUUCUUCAUCCAAGCCGUGCCCGAACACCCGCACGACCCGGAGGCACUCUUCAACCUCAUGUCGGACAUACUAGGCCUGGCACCUUUCCCCGGCCCUGAGGUGGCAGCAUCCCGGUCUCCGCUGGACACCUCUUUUCCCACAGGCCCCGACGCCUUGCUGCCGGGUCCGCCGGACCUUUACUCCCCGGAUCUGGGAGCUGCCGCCUUCCCAGAGGCGUUCUGGGAGGCCUCGCCCUCAGCUGGCGCCCCGUCACAGUGCCUGUAUGAACCUCAGCUCUCCCCACCCGACGUCAAGCCAGGCCGCCGAGCUCCUCCGGCCUCUCCAGCGCUGGACACUGCCUUGGCCUUCAAAGGUCCCUACGCUCCCUGGGAGCUGCUUUCAGCCGGGGCCCCAGGGAGCUGUGGGUCACAGGGAGGCUAUCAGGCCGCCCCUGAGGCCCGUUUUCCCCCAGUGGAGGCCAAGAUUGAAGAUGUGCUGUCCAUCAGCUGUCCCGCGGAGCUGCCGGCUGGCCCGGCCAACAGACUCUAUCCCACGGGGGCCUAUGACGCUUUCCCGCUGGCCCCAGGUGACUUAGGGGAGGGGACUGAGGGCCUCCCGGGUCUCCUGACCCCUCCUAGUGGGGAGGGAGGGAGUAGCGGCGACAGUGGAGAGUUCCUGGCCGGUACACAGCCUCAGCUUUCCCCGCUGGGCCUCCGCAGCGCCGCAGCGGACUUUCCAAAACCUCUGGUGGUGGACAUCCCUGGGAGCAGUGGCGUGCCUGAGCCUCCAGGGCCGCCAACCCCAUUCCCCCCAGCUAAGGCGCGGCGCAAGGGGCGCCGGGGUGGCAAGUGCAGCGCGCGCUGCUUCUGCCCGCGGCCACAUGCCAAGGCCUUUGCUUGCCCGGUGGAGAGCUGUGUGCGCAGCUUUGCGCGCUCGGACGAGCUCAACCGCCACCUGCGCAUCCACACGGGCCACAAGCCCUUCCAGUGCCGCAUCUGCCUCCGCAACUUCAGCCGCAGCGACCACCUUACUACACACGUGCGCACCCACACUGGCGAGAAGCCCUUUGCCUGCGACGUGUGCGGCCGCCGCUUCGCGCGCAGCGAUGAGAAGAAACGGCACAGCAAGGUGCACCUCAAGCAGAAGGCGCGCGCCGAGGAGCGGCUGAAGGGCCUAGGCUUUUACUCUUUGGGCCUCCCCUUCGCCGCCCUGUGAGGGGGAAAUAGGUUUGUAGAUUGGGGCGCCGCCGCCCAGCUCGUAGGAAAAGACCUGGCCCGCCCCCCACCCCCUUCCCCACUCUUCCCGGCACGCCCCGGGGCCGGCCUCUGGUCCGGCUUGCAAGUUCCCUGGAAGCGCCAGCUGCACCCGCUCCGUUCAGCACCAGCUCUGUGGACAGCUCCCACCGUCCGGGCGUCGUCAACCGCGCUUUGGGGAAGUCCUCUCAGGCCACCCACUGAGUAGGCACUUCCUUGGGACUCGAGACAGUCUUUUGUAACUGGCGCACGCCCCUCGCCGUUCGCUACCCCAUCCCCCACCCCCCACCCCAGAGACAGGCUGGGGCAGCGCCGAGCCGGUCUCGCGCGGUAUUUUGUAUAGCAAUGUCGUUUCCAGCAGCCAUUGGAUGUAACGUUUUGCUUUGGGGUUAUUUCCUUUUCGUUGUUAAUUUUUGUAAAGCAGACGCUACUCUUAAGCAGUUGGCCAAACUGUUUAUUUUUGCAAUUAAAAUUAUUGUGCUAAAAGCUU